GAAUAUAAAUGGGUCUGAUUAUUGCCAACAGUUGCAGGUAUAUGAAGCACUGGUAUUAAAAUCUCACUCUUUUUGUUGAUUGAUUAUGUAUAAUGAAUGUGUGACUUGUAUACACCUUGAAACACAAUGGAGAACGCACAACCGUUACAUAUUGGAUGUACUUUAAUUUGGCCAUUGGUAAAGUGAAUAAUCCGAGGCUCUGAAAUGAUCUGAGCUGGGGAAGGUGUAAAUUAAAAUAUUAAGAAAGAAGAGAAGGAAAUAGAUAUAAAUUUAUCCAGGAUGUCUGUGGCUAACCUUACUCAUUCAGUUUAUGGAUGCGGUGUGAACAUGGUCAUGAUGAUUUAUAUGAUCGUUUAAAUUAUAACAAGGCAACUGCAGAUAUUCUAGUCAAACUGUCCCCUAAGGUGCUGCAGCAAUAUGGAGAGCUAUGAGAGGUUAUGACUCUAAAGUCUGCAGUCUGCAGUUUCAAAGCUGGCCUUUGGCAUGAGUUGAUGUCCCAAGGGUUGACUACCAAGGAUAACCUUAGUGGAGUGGAUAUCAGUUAGAAAAUUGUGUGUUGUGCAACAAACAAGUGGAGAGAUCAACCAAGGUGGGAUAAAUUGGUUUUGCAGAUAAACUUUUCAAGAAUGAUGACCAGAGAGUGCUAAAGAUGACAUGAACAAAAUAUGCAGGUUCCAUGCCCUUACAUUUUUGAUCCAGCAGAGAAGUACAUAUCUCUGAUAAUUCCUGCUUUCAAUGAAGAGCAUAGGCUUCCUGGGGCUCUUGAUGAAACUUUGAAUUACCUUCAACAACGUGCAACAAAGGACAAGUCUUUCUCAUAUGAGGUAGUAAUUGUUGACGAUGGAAGUGUUGAUGGGACAAAGAGAGUAGCUUUUGACUUUGUGAGGAAGCAUACAGUAGAUAAUGUAAGGGUUAUCCAACUUGGAAGAAAUCAUGGCAAGGGAGAAGCUAUUAGAAAAGGGAUGCUUCAUUCACGUGGUGAACUACUUCUAAUGCUGGAUGCUGAUGGGGCAACCAAGGUUAAUGACUUGGAAAAACUUGAAAAUCAGAUUCAAGCAGUCGCUAAAAGGGAACUUGGGGAGUUGGCAGCCACUGAUUCAAGCUUAAGGAUUUCUGAUAUUCCAAUUGCAGCAUUUGGUUCUCGUGCACAUCUUGAGGAAAAGGCUUUAGCUACAAGGAAGUGGCAUCGCAACUUUCUGAUGAAGGGUUUCCAUCUUGUGGUCCUCUUGGCAGCCGGACCUGGAAUUCGUGACACUCAGUGUGGUUUUAAGAUGUUUACUAGAGCUGCUGGAAGGAAGCUGUUUUCAAACAUCCGUUUAAAGAGGUGGUGCUUUGAUGUUGAGCUGGUCUAUUUAUGCAAAACAUUUGGCAUCCCUAUGAUCGAGAUAUCUGUCAACUGGUCCGAAAUUCCUGGAUCGAAGGUGAACCCAUUGAGCAUUCCUAACAUGCUGUGGGAGCUUGUACUCAUGUCUCUGGGAUAUAGGACAGGCAUGUGGAAAGUAUUAUAUAGCUGAGGUUCGUUUUGAACCUGGGCCUGGCCCUUCUCAUUGACGAACAGCCAAACCUCCAUUUUCCAGUCACUCUGAUUCAGUGUAAUGCAGCAACAAACAAGUGAAGAAGCAUUCUGAUUUCUGACUUUAGCAUAUUGUUGGACAUGCAUUUCCUCCAUUUGCAGAAUCACUUGAGGAGUCUCUCUCUCAAGUGAAGAAUAAUUUAUAGAAUCACUUGAGAGAGAGAGACAGAGAGAGGGGGGGGGGGGGGGGGGGGGGGGGGGG
This is a messenger RNA of Diospyros lotus (date-plum), 1775 nucleotides long. RefSeq lists its product as uncharacterized. Gene Ontology annotation, cellular component: endoplasmic reticulum membrane. The record is from RefSeq and is a predicted model, not a curated record. The transcript is spliced from 9 exons. Bases 666 to 1514 code for a protein of 282 amino acids. Lineage: Eukaryota; Viridiplantae; Streptophyta; Magnoliopsida; Ericales; Ebenaceae.